Aspergillus caelatus is the source of this 1554-nucleotide messenger RNA. RefSeq lists its product as uncharacterized. Lineage: Eukaryota; Fungi; Ascomycota; Eurotiomycetes; Eurotiales; Aspergillaceae. The coding region runs from base 140 to 1543 and encodes 467 amino acids. Gene Ontology annotation, cellular component: mitochondrion. The transcript has a single exon. The record is from RefSeq and is a predicted model, not a curated record.
GCUCAACAUAAAGCUUCAUCACCACUGCAUUGCUUGACUAAUAGACGCUUGUUUUUUCUGAACCUUUCAUAUCGAUUAUCUCAAAAGCAUGCUCAAAACUUUUACAUUUUUGCAAUAGAACUGUUUGUUGUUUUUGUCUAUGACGAUCACUAUGAGUGGACAUCUUCAUCGUUCGUUGCUUGCAGUGACAACACGCAAUUCACUCGCUCCGUUCCUUUAUCAGACUCGCACACUCUCUGGAUCUUUCGCUCGCCCGCUACGAUGCCGUUCACAGGCAUACUCUACUUCGAGCACCAAUAACCCCGAAGAUCAGUCCCAGACAGAAUCUUCGCAAAAUGACAGCAGCGCAAAUGCGCCAGCAGACUCACAGUCGCAGACCGAGCACAGCAAUAAGCCCACAGAAAGACGAAGUUAUUUGCAGCAGCGAGCUGCCACGGCCUCGAGGAAUGCUCCCCGCAUGAAACCGAAUCCUCUUACCAUGACCCGCGGCGAGAAACAAGUGUUCAGCGACCUGCUGGAACAACUGGGGGCUGUUCAGAAAGAUACAAUGACAGCUGAAACGCAGAAGCCGGAGCUGAGCGAGGAAGAUAAGAACGAAAUGGCGCAGAUCUCAGAGAUUUUCGAGGAGGUGCUUAAGGACAUAAAGCAGAAGAAAAAACGCAAAACUGCGACGACGGGUUCUGCGGAUGCGCAAUCCGCAGAGACAGAUACCCCGGUUACACUUCAGAAUCUGGAGUUGCAGGAGAGACUCCGGAAGUCUGAGUACAGCAGUGAGGAUAUUUCGGAGUUGCUGGAGAGCAGUCAAAUAUCCAUGGAUGAGGCGAUUGAGUUGGUUGUGAAGAAAGAGGCGGGAAAGAUUGAGAGCGCCCUUCGGGCAGCCAUUGAUGAGGGCAAAGAAGAUACGGGAGUUUGGGACAUCUGCAGAGAAAGAAUAUUCUCCAUGCUGCAGCAUCUCGGGGAUGUCCGUCUAGCUCAGGGUCUUGGUAUGGGCCAAGGUAAGAACCAAGCGGCCGAUGCCCCUCCUACUGCUACGGAAACCUCCCAUCUCGAGGUUCCCGAGUCCGUCCCAGUGGAACCCGUCGUCACGGCUCUAUAUCCCAAAAUGCUCCUCGUGGCUUUUCGUCUUCUCAACCUGCAUUUCCCCAAUUCCCCGCUUAUCAGUCAAUUCCGGUCCACGAUCAAGUCGCAUGGCCGCGCCUCUGCCGUUCUGGGCAGUUCGACAGGACUUUACAAUGAGCUGAUCUACUUCUACUGGCGCGGCUGUCAUGAUAUCCCCGGCGUGGUUUCUCUCCUGCGGGAGAUGGAGGUGAUCGGCGUAGAGCCCAACCACCGCACGUGCGGGCUGUUAACUGGAAUCGUCAACCAGCGUGACCGGGACUUGAAGCAGCAUUGGAAACGGAUGCGGGACGAGAAGCGUGGUUCGCGUCGUGAGCCGUGGUGGGAUCUGGCGCCGAACCGGAAGGCCGUACGUGAGUUGCUCGGACCAGAGGGGUGGAUGCACCGGAUUGAGCGACGAGUACAGGAACAGAGACCUUCACGGUAGCGCUUGUCACA